AUGAGCGACGCACUGGAUGGAGGAGGCACGCCGCCGCGACGACGACCACGUAAACUACAGAAGCGGCAGGGACGUGGGAGUGUGGACGAGACCUCGCAGUUGUCUCAGCAUGACGACAGCGAGGAGCGGGGACUGUUUGAGCGACGAGAUAGCGAUUUGACUGAUCUGCCUGUCGACGAGCACAGCUUCAUGAAGGCGGAGCAGAACUUCGUGUCACAGUCGGAUGGGGUCAGUGAGGGCGACAGCAUGGACGAGGGGGCUAUGCGGAGGCAGUUGAUGGAUGUCGAGUCCAGCUUCAUUCCGGAUGUGGGACAUGCGCCUAUGCAGCAGGAGGGAGGAAGGUUGGGAGUGGAUGAUACGUAUUUGGAGCUUGGGAGACCCGGGACCACACCGCCACCGGAUCAGAUGUUCGGGAGUUUGAGGAAGACGAGGAGGUCUGGGUCGAGUGGUAGAGAUGCGAGUGAGGAGGAGCCAGAGACGCCCGCUGAUGCUUACAAGACUCCUGCGCCUAGUCUUGAAGAGCAGGAAGAUGAUGAGGAGGGGGAGGAGGAUGACCCCGGGAAAGAGGGCAGCCCUUCCUCGCCUGCUCUGGCUGCAGCACAACGACAUGCGAGAAAUGUGUCUACGGCUAGUUCGAUGAGGAUGACGCCUGUAUAUGCGAGGUCUGAGUCAAUCAUGUCUUCUGAUAAUAACACGCCCGAAUCACGUCCCACGUCCAAAGGCUCGACUGUCACCCCAGGACCAACUUCGCCGAGGCCACAAGAGGUCGCACUACCUGAGUCGGAAGCAUCUUUCCAACCCGCCAGGAACGGCAUGUCGCCACAAAGAUUGUCCCUUCGACCGAGCUAUGGUAGCAGCCGACAAACGAGCCAUCGUUCCACAACCUCUACUGCGACCAUGAACUCAUUGUCAAGCGACGCGACUACCAACGCUGAUUAUGCACUACAGACUGGCGGGGCUAUGUCUAACAGCACUUCUAUGAGAAGUAGCAGAGGUGGCAACUUAUUGCGUCUCCCUAGCCUAGGUAGUGUUGCAUCUUACAUGGACUCAGACGAGAAUUCACAGGCCUUACGGCUCGGCUACAGUGGAAACAUCAUGACAAGUCGCUUCGGCAGUAGACUCGACGGACUCGAUGAGGAGCGACCAGAGACACCGCGGGCCAGCACCGUUAAUCAGCCUCCGACAGAUACCGUUCUUGCUCAGCGCGUGGAAAGUAUUCAUGUGCCGGAGACGGUCGCUAGGGACUUCCGUCUCCGUCAUCGUUUACCGGAGCGACCUGGAUCAUCAGGCGGAACAGGAGGCCAGGAGCGUGCACGUAGAACUUUGACGCUCAAGGAACAGAACAGCAAGAUUGACAAGCUCACCAAGGAGAACUUCGAUCUCAAGCUGAAAAUUCACUUCCUCGAUCAAGCCCUGCAGAGUCGCUCAGAUGAUGGUGUCAAGGAGCUCAUAGACAAGAACGUGCAGUUCCAGACUGACCUAGCCAACGAGCGAAAGGAAUCGCAGAGCUUGCGGCGAAGAGUCCGGGAGCUUGAGCGUACCGUUCAGGAGCAGGAGGAAGGCCUGAAGGAGGCUCUAAACCGCAAGAUGCUUGACGAGGACGAGCGGUCAGACGAUGACCCAACUCUGCAAGCUGAGAUGCACGAGGAGAUUCUGUACUUGCGGCAACAGCUUGAUCAUUCGGAGAACUCUGUUACUACAUUGCGAGAAGAAGUCAUGACUAAGGAGCUCGAGAAACGUAAAAUGGCCGAGCAUAUGCGGAGCAUGGCAGGGACUCGUGAGGAAGCAAAUGCAGGGUUGAAGGAGACUAUGGAUAUGUGGCAGGAUCUACUGAACGCUGAAACUGGUCGAAGAGAGCAGGCUGAGGAAGAUAUAAGGAAGUUGCGAGACGAGCUUACAACGAUGCGCAUAGAACGCGCUUCGCCAGCGCCUAGCAAGAUGCUCAAGCGCCGCAGUAGGCCGGGUACUGCGACAAAUGAGUCGGACUUCACGAAUGGUGUCAAUGGAUCUGCGACAGACUCUUCUGCUACGCUUGCUGAGCAGCUACGACAUGAAAAUGCCGAGCUGCGCCGCGAUCUCGGCGCGCAGACCAGCAUGCUGACCUCUCGAAACCGCGAGCGUGAGCGGCUGCAGCAGGAGAUCGAGGACCUGAAGUUGCUGCAACGCAAGAGUGAUGGUGCGAGGUCUGUAGCUGGCGAGAGCAUAUUCGAGCGAUCUAUCUCGCGAGCACAUCAGCGCGCGCCGUCUCGUGCCAGUGAUCAUACGCAAGUCACCGAAGCUGAGCGCGACGACUGGGACCGUAAAGAAGGGCAACUUCGUGAUCAUAAUGCUGAGCUCAGGCUUAAGUUUCAAGACCUCGAGAGGACGCAUAGCACCCAUCUACAGUAUGUCAGUGCCUUGGAGGGAGACUUUCAGCAGAUGGAGCAGGAGCUUGAGGAGCAGAGUGAGGAUCUCAGAGCACUGCAGACUGAGCGUGAUGAGGCUUUGCAUGCUUUCGAAGACAAGGAGUCUGAGCUACAGAGACUUGAGCAAGAAGCACUGGCUGAGAUUGAUAAGCUCUCAACAGAAAUCGAGGGUAUGGAGGCUCAGCUUGGCGAGGCGCAGAAGCGAGCACAGAAGACGCAGACGAAGCUUGAGCACACGACAGACGGCUACAAAGGCUUGCAAGGCGAGCUUCGCGAGAUCACGCAAAGUGUCAUGGCGCUUGAGGAUGAGAAGCAAGCGAAUGUGCGCACCAUCCAGACCCUCGAACAGCAGCUUGCCGAGGCUGAAGACGAGAUCCAGACUUGGGAACAGAAGUGUCAGGAGAUCGACCAGAAGAACCGAAAGCUGGAGAUCACGCAAGAGAGCUUACAUUCGGAGAUCACCUUCCUGCGCGAGGAACAGGAAGGCGACAAGAUCAAGAUUGGUGAGCUCGAAGAUGCAAUCAAUGCUGCUCAGCAGACUAUACAAGAUGAGCAGGAGAAGUUGCGCGAGCUCGAAGAAGCUAUUGUGGAGGAGAGGCAGCAGAGGGAUGUUUUGGAGAAUAACUCCAAGGAGGAGUUGCAGAAGGUACUGGAUGAUCUCAACACCGAAAGUGGCAAGACGAAAGACGAAGUGCGCAAGCUGAGGCGACAGCUUUCUGCCAAGGAAGUCGAGGCAAGCACCUGGAAGCAGAAGCUGGAGGAUCUGGAGCAAGGCUUCCGGACCGCCCUGGGCGAGCCUGAUGGGACGAAACAAAGCAUGCUCGCAGAGAUCGAGAGGCUGCAGCGCGAUAUCGAAAACACUGCCAACUCGCUCGACAGAGCCAAGAUGGACGUGGCAGACAAAGACCGUCUGCUUCGCCAUCGCGACGGUCUGCUCGAGAGCACUAGUCUGGAGAGCCGAAGACUGUCCGACCUGCUUGACAAGGAACGCGCAAACAGACGACACGAUAUGGAGCAGUUCGAGAAGGCUUCCCGUGGACAAGCUACCCAUAUGCGUGAAGUGGCGCAGCACCAGUCCAAGUUCCUGGAAUUGGAGACAUCGUAUACCUCGGACAAGAGGAAGAUGAUUACGCUUGAGCAGCAGUAUCGUGAUCAGAUCUCGGAGCGAAACAAUCUGCUUCUUGCGCUAUGGAAUCGCCUUUCGACACUUUGUGGGCAGGAGUGGGCUCAGGCGCACAGCCAAGUCAAUGGACAGACUCCUUCGCCUGAAGUCAUCCAGCGAUUCUUGCCCGCUUUUUCGGCGAAUGUCUUGGCUGCUGUCAAGGCGUUAGAAGCACUGAUUGGCAACUUCAAGGUCCGAAUACGUACUACCGAGAAGGAUCUCUGGCGCGACUACUCGACUCUCGAACAUAAUCUCGAUAUUCGUAUCAAGCGGAUGGAUGCGCUGGAGACUGCGGUCACGAACACUCAACGGGCAAUUGCCGAUAAAGCUGCAGAAGAAGCUCAGCAGCGUCCACAGGCUAACCGAUCCAUGAGUAGCAAGAACAUCAAGAGCAGCGAGGAGAUCUCGAAGCUGAAAUCGGAAGUGAAGAUCCUUAAGGCGGAGCUCAAGUUCCAUCGUCAGCAUCCUAGUGCCAUGGCCCAGCAGAUGAUCCAUCAGACCAAUCAGAUGUCGCCUGAGCAUAUGAGGAAAUUGUCUGGUACGGGCAGUAAGGAUAGCAAGAGUGGCGCCUCGCCUGCUCGAACGAUCGUGGCCCAGCUUUUACGGCAUCAUUCCACUUCCGCGGUUGAGCAGCUGCAAGCUCCGCAGCAGACUGAGAUGAGUGAGGGUGUGGCUUCCAGACCGAGCCAUCAGCCUAUUGUGCUCUCCACGCCACCUAUCCAGCCUAGUGAGCAGAGAUGGGCUCAUAGGCUGAAGGAGAUGGAAAGGCGACUCAAGGCAGAGAGAGAGGCGAGAUUGCUGGAUCGGAGAGGUGCGAGACAGCGGCUUGAAGAGGGUAGGUUGGAGAAUGAGGAGCUGAGGCAUAUGCUUGAGCGAGAGAAAGUCAGGCAGGAGAGCUAUGCGGAGGUGGGCAGUAUGGCUGGAGAUGAAUGGGAGGGUGAGGCGAGAAUAGAGGGUACGGUAGAGCCGUGA
Molecule: messenger RNA, 4539 nt
Organism: Recurvomyces mirabilis
Lineage: Eukaryota; Fungi; Ascomycota; Dothideomycetes; Mycosphaerellales; Teratosphaeriaceae
Exons: 1
Coding region: 1-4539 (1512 amino acids)
Cellular component (GO): microtubule organizing center
Source: RefSeq, a predicted model, not a curated record